This is a messenger RNA of Morone saxatilis (striped sea-bass), 4371 nucleotides long. RefSeq names its product oxysterol binding protein-like 5 (gene osbpl5). The record is from RefSeq and is a predicted model, not a curated record. Gene Ontology annotation, molecular function: sterol binding. Gene Ontology annotation, cellular component: cytosol; intracellular membrane-bounded organelle; membrane. Gene Ontology annotation, biological process: phospholipid transport. NCBI's taxonomy places the organism in Eukaryota, Metazoa, Chordata, Actinopteri, Moronidae.
CCCUCCCCCUCCUCACCCUCACCUCCCUUACAACCCCAGCUGUCUCACCCCCCUCCCCUCCCCGUGCUAUGACGCUGGACGGCUCGGUAACAACUGUAUGAGCGCCACGCUUGGUCGACACAGAGUGAGACAGGCUGCUCCAACAGAGGCUUCUGGAUGCAGUGUCUCCUGUGGCUCAGGUGAAAGAGGACGAGCAGGUUGUCAGGAUGAAGGAGGAGAAUUUGUUCCAUCGGAGGUUUUCUCUGUGCCCCAAUGCCACCUCCCCACCCAAAAUUGACCCCCGCGCCCUCACCCGGAACCUGUCUUACGGAGGAGACGAUGACCUCUACAACCUCAGCCCAGGCAGUGAGACAGACAGGAACGGUCUCUCCAUGCUGAGUAAUGAACUUAGUCCUGCCCAAUCACCAGGCAGCAAGUCUGAGUCCAGGAUGUUCAAUGGUGUUGAGAAGGAGUGUCCCUCCCCCACAGAAAAGCUGGCUCGGAAGGAGUCUCUCAAGGUCCAAAAGCAGAAUUACAGGCAAGAAAAAAAACGGGCAGCUAAAGAACUGUUUAGCGCACUAAAGGAUCCCAGUGUUGUCAUCAUGUCCAACUGGCUAAAGAUCCGUGGCUCUUUAAAGAGUUGGACCAAGCUGUGGUGUGCCCUAAAGCCUGGAGUUCUUUUGAUCUAUAAGACCCCCAAAACGGACCACUGGGUGGGCACCAUCCUGCUCAGUGCAUGCAAGCUGAUCGAAAGACCUUCCAAGAAGGACGGCUUCUGCUUCAAGCUCUACCACCCACUGGAUAAAUCCAUCUGGGCUGUCAAGGCAUACAAUACAAACGUGUUUGUGUUCCCUGAUUGUAGCCAGUCACAUUCAGAACAAGUGAAUGAGAGGUGGAAAAUGAAGGAGGAUAAGGAUGAUGAGGUGCUUUCUAACCUUGGGUUUCACUUCUCUGUUAGGUUAAAUGACACUGUGCUGCUGGGCAAUCACCACAUGGAGCAUGACGGGUUUUCAGACAAAUCUGAGCGCGAGGCUCAUGAUGACUGGGACACUACUGCCAAUGAGAUUGGUGGAAGGCUAACAGAGGAGAGCGACAUGGACCAAUCAGACGAGCUGUCCCCCGGGCCACAGGCCACAGCCUAUGUAGAGCAGAGCACAGAGGAAAUGGCUGAGGUUGGGGAGGCGUCCCAGGUGGAAACUGUAUCAGAGGAGAACAAGGGUCUGAUUUGGGGCCUGCUGAAGCAGCUGCGGCCAGGCAUGGACCUGUCCAAGGUGGUGCUACCCACCUUCAUCCUGGAGCCACGCUCUUUCCUGGACAAGCUUUCUGACUAUUACUACCACGCGGAUCUGCUAUCACAAGCUGCACUGGAGGAGAGUGCAUACGGUCGGAUCAAGCAGGUGUUGAGAUGGUACUUGUCUGGCUUCUACAAGAAGCCUAAGGGUCUGAAGAAGCCUUACAACCCAAUCCUGGGGGAAACAUUUCGCUGCUGCUGGCUUCAUCCUCAAACCAACAGCUGCACUUUCUACAUAGCUGAACAGGUGUCCCACCAUCCGCCCAUCUCUGCCUUUUAUGUCUGCAAUAGGAAGGAUGGUUUUUCUAUCAGUGGGAGCAUCCUGGCCAAGUCCAAGUUCUAUGGUAACUCUCUGUCAGCUAUUCUGGAUGGCAAAGCCAGGCUGCUGUUUAUAAGCAGGGGUGAGGAGUAUGUCAUCACCAUGCCCUACGCUCACUGCAAAGGUAUCCUGUACGGCACUAUGACACUAGAGCUGGGUGGGAAGGUUACCAUUGAGUGUGAGAAAACCAAAUGUUUCACAGAGCUGGAGUUCAAACUCAAGCCUUUCCUUGGAGGCGCCUGCUCUGUAAAUCAGAUCAGCGGGAAGAUCUCAGUGGGAGACGAGCUGCUGGCCACCGUUGAUGGACACUGGGACAGUGAGGUGUUCAUUCACGAGAAACGUUCGGGACAGCAGGAGACGUUGUGGAACCCGAGCCCAGACAUUCGUGGCAGCCGCCUCAAGAGACAAGUGGUCCAAAUAGACCAGCAGGGAGAGUUUGAGUCUGAAAGACUGUGGCAGCAUGUGACCAGUGCCAUCAUGGAUCGGGACCAGCUGCGGGCCACCCAGGAGAAGUUUGUGCUGGAGGAAGCUCAGCGGAGAGAGGCCAGGGAGAGAGGAGACAAAGCCUGGACCUCACGACUUUUCCAUCAGGACCCCGUCACAUCCGAGUGGACCUACAGGCACAUGGACACGCAGCCGUGGGACCCCGAGCGCUGUCUGGUUCAGUUUGAGAAGGACGGAGUGAUUCAGACGCACGAGAAAAGCCAGAGGCAACACAACGGACUCUCCUACAGCCACAGCUGGGCCAGCCAGCAAAAGGCUGAGUUGAAUGGGAAACGCAGGAAGGCCAGCAGCCAGCCGUCCAGCUGCAGCCAGAACACCGAGAGCAGCAGCACCACACCAGAGCCCACACACGAGUCCUCGGACAAUGAAGGGUUCUCCAACCAGUGUGCACGGUGCAAUAAAGAGGUGAAGGACAUUGCCAUGAUGGAGGCCUCCAUCACAUCAAUACAGAAGACACAGCAGGACAUCCAGAGGAACCUGGUGGCUCUCAGUCGUCAGUUGACUCGUCAGAGGGCGACAGACGAAGGCGUGUCGUUAACAGGCCGUCACUGUCUCAUCCUCUGCGUUCUGCUCCUCUCACAGCUCCUCCUCAACUACGUCUUCACCUGAGCACGCUCCACGGGGGAGGAGUUUCCCUCCUCCGGCACUGAUCUGGCAUCAGAGCCCUCCAAAAAAAGCACAGACACUAAUCAGCAGAUGAGGGCAGAGACCUCAGAUCAGUCUUAGGAGGGCAACUUUGUCCCUUUUUGUUUCCUCUAGGAAGGGAGGAGCACAGACAUUAUAGCAAUAAACACAGCCACAGCCACCGCCUGUCAGUCAUCUGCAGAGAGGAACGGCACCCCCUAGUGUAGCCAGACUGAAACAGCACCGGCACCCACGCACUUUGGACAGGAAAGGAGGGAUGAAAGACAAGCACGGCUAAAAAAAGAAUUUUGAAUAAAAAAUAUAAAAAUGUAUGAUGAAUGAUUUUACAAAAAGAAAUGACAGAGAGGAUGUUUCACCAUUCCUUAGUGUCUUUUUAUAUUGCCCUGCAAUACCGUCUAUCUGUUAGUGUGCCUGUAUGUGUGUUGUUCGUACCUACAGUACACAGUAGGCCCUAUGGGCGCAGGCAGAUCACCGCUUGGACUCCUACUACACUUCCACUCCAGAUUUUUGGGCCUUAACGCUAAAGCCAAAAAGAAGAAGAGAAACACAACAUAUAAAAACGAAGAAGGAAUAUCUUCCAACAGUGCAAUUCUGUGUGUUUUGUAUUGAUGUACGCUCAAUUACACUCUGUCUCAUCUUUUAAUGAUGAUGAUUUUACCAAAACAGUAUUUAUAAUCCGAAAGGACAAAGAGUACUUGUUUACAGGGAGCACUCUGUGUGUUUGUAGUGACACGUAGGAAGGAAGGAUAAUGGGGACGAGGCAGGGCAGAGAGCCAAACAGAGUGUCUUUGUAUUUGUGUGCCUGUAGUGCUGUAACAGAAGGGAUAAUAGCAUAGCACUGCUUAGGUCUAGACCAUGACACUAGUGUGUACAAUCAGUUACAUAGAGAGGCAGCGUGUAGAGGAAGGGACAGAGGGAACAAGUGGGGGGAAGAAAAACAAGAAAGAUUCUCUGGCCUAAUAGAAGUGGUUUGUGUGUGCAUCUUGGUCCACACCACGUUCAAGUGACUGUUUUAAGAUGUAAACACUUAAUCAAUUGUUUUGUUGUUUUUUUUCUUUUAAUCAAUUUGUAUAUAUUUGUCUGGAUGUGUCUUUGUUUCAAAAAGAGAUUUCAGAAUGUAUUUAUUGGGUGAUUAACCUUGACUUUCCUAAUCUAAUUCAGCUUGGAGGACGGAGACCAGGGGUGACAAUCGCUCUCCCAGGGUUGUGUGGGUUUGUCACAUUUUCUGUAUAUAUAUGUAUGUGUGUGUGUGUGUUUGUGUGUGUGCGUGAGGGAGCACAUGUGUGCAAGUAAGCCAUUAUGGUUGUGCUAUACAAAGCCAGAUCUGUGAUCUUGGCUUUUACUGGUUUUUAACCCUUGCAUUUCAGUCUCCAUUGCCAGUACUGAUCUACCCAAUGGGAGAGACUCAGCGAGCACAAAGAAGGAAGUCGACUCUUUGAAUGCUUUUAUUUACACCUUAAUUUGUUUAUUCGUUUCAUUAUUUUUCUGUUUUCUAUUCUACUGCCAUGUUGUGGAGAUUCUACAUGCCAGAUAUUUUCAUCAUAUGGAACGAAACUACACAGAACAUGUUGCCCAAUGUUUUCAUUCAUACCUGUUGCAUACUGUAGCACUACAGUAAAACCUUUUAACCCUG